AUGAACGAGAUCAAGAUCACCGUGCUGGGAGGGGAAGGAGUCGGCAAGUCAGCUCUCAUCGUCCGCUUCUUCACUAGACGCUUUAUUGGCGAGUAUGCAUCCUCAUCAGAAUGCAUAUACAGAAAGGGUCUGGCUGUGAAUGGGAGGCAGAUUAACCUGGAGCUGUAUGAGCCAUGCUAUCAGUCCGCUGAGGGUUGCGAUCCGAUACACUGGGCUGAUGGUUUUAUUGUGGUGUAUGAUAUCAGCGAUCGCUCAUCCUUUGUUACAGCCAGAACCAUAGUUAAGCUUAUCAGGGCGUUCCCCUUGGGAUCAGCCAAAAGGGAUGUCGAGUCUCUUAUAUUUGUGGUGGGCAAUAAACACGACCUGUGUCACAUGCGAGCGGUGCGUUGCGAGGAAGGUCAGCGUCUGGCAGCCGAGUUCCGCUGCCAGUUCUACGAGCUGUCGGCGGCCGAGCACUACCAAGAGGUGGUGCGCAUAUUCUCCGAGAUGGUGCAGAGCACCAGCCUCCGGGGCAAGGCCAAGGAGCGCAGGAGACGACCCAGUGGUUCCAAGUCCAUGGCCAAACUCAUCAACAAUGUUUUUGGCAAAAGGAGGAAAUCGGUGUGAAGGCAAGUAUAUGAAGGUUGACAAAAAUCCAACCAAGUGUAGGCUAGUUUUACCCUCAUAAACAAUGCACGUCGGUAGAAACUGCAUAGAAAUGGAACCCUAAGUCAGU
This is a messenger RNA of Nerophis lumbriciformis (worm pipefish), 715 nucleotides long. It is a transcript of the gene rergla, whose product is annotated as RERG/RAS-like a. The record is from RefSeq and is a predicted model, not a curated record. Lineage: Eukaryota; Metazoa; Chordata; Actinopteri; Syngnathiformes; Syngnathidae. Gene Ontology annotation, molecular function: GTPase activity; GTP binding.